AUGAAAACCGACCAUGUCGAUACAGAUUUCAAAAACGUUUUCUAUAGAACGAAGGAUAAUUUAAUCAAAGUGGACAUAACUGAUUUGAAAUGUAACAUAUGCCAACAGGAUAUACAAGAUGUUGAUACUUUGAUGGGUCAUUUGUCCAGAGAGCAUAAUAAGCCGGUUAGGUACAAUGCACGGUUCGGCGUUCUGCCUUACAAACAGAACUCUAUCGAUCAUUGGGUGUGCGUGUACUGUCAGAAGACAUAUCUAGAGUUUACACAGUUUAAGCGACAUAUAGCUACGCAUUUCAUGAAUUUCAGUUGCGAUAAAUGCGGUACGACUUUUAUUUCCGAGCACGCGUUGCGGGAUCAUCGACGACAGGUGAAAUGUUUUAGGACUGCGUACAAACCUCGUAACGGCAGAGUGAUGAGGCCACGAACUAACGCUGAAAUCAUUCUUCAGUGUUCUACGGCUUGUCCCUUUAGGACUUGGAAGAGUAAUUUCAACUGCGUAUUCUGUAGGGUUCAAUCCAGCGAUCCAAGUAACCUACGAGCCCAUAUGGUAUCAAGACACGAGAAUUAUGAUGUGCAGGCCGCAUUUUAUAAAAAGCUUGGUAAAGAAUUUCUCAAAAUAGACAUUACAGAUCUCCAGUGCAAAUUAUGCUUCAUGCCGAUUGAGAAUUUCGAAAACUUAACGUACCAUUUGAAGAACGACCACCAACAGCCCAUAAAUUGUGAUGCACAGUUAGGUGUUCUGCCGUUCAGGCUGAACGAUGGUUCAAUAUGGAAAUGUACGAUGUGUCCAAACGAAUUCAAAGAUUUCAUUUCACUAAAAAAGCACACUUCAGAGCAUUUCCAAAACUACGUUUGCGAUACUUGCGGCGAGGGUUUCAUAACAGAAUCUGCUAUGAUUGCUCACACCAAGAUACCUCAUGAGAACAAGUAUAACUGUAGUCGAUGUGUAGCCACGUUCUCGACGCUCGAAGAACGUAAUGUACAUGUAAAAACUCAACACACGUCCACACCUUACAUGUGUGUGUACUGCAAAGAAAAACCGCGAUUCGCCAACUGGGAACUAAGGAAGAGACAUUUAAUGGAAGUGCACAAUUAUAAAACUGGCGCAGAUAAAUAUGAAUGUACAACGUGCCAAAAGACUUUCAAAACUAGGUCAGGGAAAUACAACCACAUGGCGAGGACGCAUAGGAUAAAAAAGGACACGGAACUAAAUUACCCCUGCCACAGUUGCCCGAAAGCUUUCACCACUCAAUUGUUUCUGGAUAAGCAUGUUGCGAAAAAACAUUUCGAUGUCUGA
Messenger RNA from Pararge aegeria (speckled wood butterfly), 1296 nucleotides. Its product is annotated as zinc finger protein 26-like. The coding region runs from base 1 to 1296 and encodes 431 amino acids. The transcript has a single exon. Gene Ontology annotation, molecular function: RNA polymerase II cis-regulatory region sequence-specific DNA binding; DNA-binding transcription activator activity, RNA polymerase II-specific. Gene Ontology annotation, cellular component: nucleus. Gene Ontology annotation, biological process: regulation of transcription by RNA polymerase II. The record is from RefSeq and is a predicted model, not a curated record. Lineage: Eukaryota; Metazoa; Arthropoda; Insecta; Lepidoptera; Nymphalidae.